CGGUCUUGAGGCGCGCUUGUACCUGCGCAUGUGCGGACGUUCGUGUGCGCUUGCGCACUCAAGCAUUGUCGCCGAGGACGGCGGCUGCGCCAGUGGUCAGAGUGAUAUUGAAGCUCACAUCAAGCUCCUGAAACAACACCUCGGAUAUUGUUUUUACACUUUUAAGCUAUUUAAACAACACUACUUCCUGGGCGUUGGUGGUCUGUUAUUGGAGUGUGUUUCUGAUCAUCUGAAUCUCAACCAUGUUUUCAAACUGCUUGCAGAAUGUGCUAAAAAUUACAAACCCUCAUCUUCUAUAUUCAGGAUUCUUCCACCGAUUAAUAAGAAAUAAAAGGAGGUUUUUCGGAUCAGUGCCAGCAUCCAGAUUGCGCAGGCGGGUUGUCAUUACAGGCAUUGGCUUAGUGACCCCUCUUGGUGUUGGAACUCAACUGGUAUGGGAUCGUCUGAUCCGAGGAGAGAGUGGAAUUGUUUCACUGGUUGGCGAAGAAUAUAAGAGUAUCCCUUGCAGUGUUGCUGCUUAUGUGCCAAGAGGUUGUGAUGAAGGUCAGUUCAAUGAACAAAACUUUGUGUCCAAAUCAGAUAUCAAGACCAUGUCUUCGCCUACCAUUAUGGCCAUUGGGGCUGCAGAGUUAGCCAUGAAAGAUUCUGGCUGGAAUCCUCAGUCAGAAGCUGACCAAGUGAGUACUGGUGUUGCAAUUGGCAUGGGAAUGAUUCCUCUGGAAGUUGUUUCUGAAACUGCUUUGAUGUUUCAGACAAAAGGUUACAAUAAAGUCAGCCCAUUCUUCGUCCCCAAGAUUCUGGUCAAUAUGGCAGCAGGCCAGGUCAGCAUUCGAUAUAAACUCAGGGGCCCCAAUCAUGCAGUAUCUACAGCCUGUACCACAGGAGCUCAUGCUGUGGGAGACUCUUUUAGAUUCAUUGCCCAUGGCGACGCUGAUGUGAUGGUGGCUGGAGGUACAGAUUCUUGCAUUAGCCCUUUAUCUCUCGCUGGGUUUUCCAGAGCCCGUGCUCUGAGCACAAACUCUGAUCCUAAGGUGGCAUGUCGACCAUUUCACCCAAAGAGAGAUGGUUUUGUAAUGGGAGAAGGUGCAGCUGUUCUGGUGCUGGAAGAGCAGGAACAUGCUAUUCAACGAGGAGCGCGGAUCUACGCAGAAGUUUUGGGCUAUGGACUGUCAGGUGACGCUGGUCACAUAACCGCCCCUGACCCUGAAGGAGAAGGUGCCUUAAGAUGUAUGGCAGCUGCUAUAAAGAAUGCAAAUAUACAGCCCGAAGAGAUAUCCUAUGUCAACGCGCAUGCUACCUCCACACCGUUAGGAGAUGCUGCUGAAAACAAAGCCAUCAAACACCUUUUCAAAGACCAUGCCCAUGCCCUUGCCAUUUCCUCAACCAAGGGAGCCACAGGACAUCUGCUGGGAGCGGCAGGGGCAGUUGAGACAGCGUUUACUGCCCUGGCUUGUUAUUAUGGAAAACUACCACCUACUUUAAACCUGGACUGUACAGAUGCGGGAUUUGAUCUCAAUUACGUUCCACUAAAGGCACAGGAAUGGAAAACUGAGAAAAGACGUAUUGGACUCACCAAUUCAUUUGGUUUUGGUGGUACUAAUGCAACACUGUGUAUUGCUGGCAUGUAAGACAAAUCAUUUGUAAUUAAGCAAUGAUUUUUAAUGUUAUAUAUAAACUAUAUGAAGUGAAGAAAUCCUAUGUUUAUGUAAAUGCAUAUACUUACAUGUCUUCACCCAGAUACCCUUUAUCUGUGUCAGGGUUUCUCAGUCUUGGCACUGCUGAUGUAAUUCUUUGCUGGGGAAAGGAGGGUUGUCCUCUACAUUGUAGGAUACUCUCUGUGCACUGGAUUGCAAUAGCAACCCCUUCCUCGGUUGUGACAACCAAAAAUGUCUCUGGACAUUGCCAGAUGUUUUCUGGGGUACAGAACAGCCUCCAUGUGAAAAGCACUGAUCUGUGUUCUUCUGACAUUCUAGAUCAAACACUCUUUGUGACAUUUCACCUGCUCUUGUCUCUUAAACAUUUGGUGAGUAGCCGCUUUGUGCAUGGUACAACUGCAGGCAUACCAUUCCAUACAAUACAUAGGACAGGAAUACAAGUAUAACGAAGUUGGUAUCAUUGAUCCACAUUCUUCGAGUAAAGCAGUCAGCCAGCAAUGAUCUGCCGUAUUUUACGAAUCAUAAGACACACCUAGGUUUUAGAGGAGGAAAACAGGAAAAAAAAUUUGAAGCAAAAAAUGUAAAAUAUUUAAUAACUAUUUCACCAGUGUAAAUGUAAACAGAACUCAACAGCAGCAUUAACAACCAUUAUUCCUCCCAAAUUGGGGGGAGGGGGUAGCGUGUCUUAUAGUCUGAAAAAUGUGUUAUUUACCCCUUAGUUAUCUAGCUCUCUUCAUAUUAUCUAUGCUAAGAUUCAGUAAAUUAGUGGAAUUUUCCUAAAUUCCCAAACCAUCAGUUCUCUGAAAGAAGGAAGUAAAAUUAGUUUGGCAUUUCUUCCUCUUUCUGUACUGAUGGCAGUACCUAGUGAUUAACGGAGAUAAGGGUCCUUAGGAAGUGGAUCAGAACUUGGUGAUCCAAGCCACGUCACCUUGGCCCACCUCUAACCUCACUGCAGCUACGAUAAUUCUUGUGUUUGCCCCCAACAUUUCACCAUGAGUGUCGGCAGUACUUCUCCUCCACCUUGAGGCUUUUUCUAAAGCCAGUGCAUUCCAUUCAUCUCCAUUGGCUGCAAGUGUUGGGAUGGGAAAGGGCACAAGUUCCCUAGAGGCAACUUCUGAGGGAUGGGAGUUGGUGAAUACGUGUCUCAGCCUCAUUCUGAAGGGUAUCUAAGAUUCUAUGCAAUUUCUCAAAGGGUUUUCAGUGAAAUAAAACUUUAGUAUUCACAGUAUUAACCAGCUCAACAAUACCCACCUUAAACUGGCUUUAUUUCCUUCCCUGUCCCCACUCCCUGAUUUUAAAUCGUGCUUCCAGGAUUCACAUUUCAGUCCAGUCACCUUGUCUUAGGGUCUGCUCUCUGGAGAGCUCAGACUAAGGGACUUCGUGGUGCAAUAGGUGUUUAUAUAUCAAAGGGAUAGAGUGAAUAAGUGGUUAAAUGGAAUGUGUAUUCCUGCAGAAGUGAAUAGAGUGUCCCACGUUUUAAUAGGCUGAAUAUAUUGCCUGUCCACUGACCUUGACCACAGCACUUAGUCCUUUUACAUCUAGGACUUCAGCCAUGUUCAUUCAACAAUCAGUUUGAGUCUUCAUUUUGCACAUGUUGAUUUGUUCAACUGAAAUUUGUUGGGUACUAACCCUGAAUCUGGUUUUGUCCUGGCCUCCAAUGAUAACGUGAUCUGUCAGGGGAGGUUUCCUAAAAGAAGCUGAGGCCACAAAGGUGAAUAGGUCUCAGCCAGGUUCAAGGGGAAGAGAAUCAAGGAAGGUAGAUUAUUCUGGCCAGGAGAAAUGUAGCAUGGAAAGGCUAGAAAAGUUAGAACAUUUAUACUAAAUAUAAAUGCAUAUAGCCUGUCAUGGCAGCAGUAGGAGACAGAGCCAGAAAAUCUGGUGGAAGUCAGGUCACAAAGAACCUUACAUGUUUUCUUAAGGCUGUAAGAGCAAUGGGAAGGUUUGGAGUGUUAUGAUGGUUUUGUACUGUGCCAUCUUGAACAGGCUGAACUACAUUUCCCAGAAUCCUUUUCACUUUAUUUCUUUCUUUCUUUUUGGUUAGAGGGUCCAGUGAGAGAUUUUGAAAGUGGAAGUGACGCUCCAGCCAUUUGGUAGUUCACACAGGUUGUGGCUUUGCUGGCACACCUUGAAGUGAGGCAGUGGCUGAGCCUGCAGCUGCUUCACCUUCCCCUGACCCUCAGUUUCCGUGACUCCUGGGCCACGUGUGUGUUUAGCUCCAUGAUAAUGAAGGGCCCUAGCUUCUCCCCCUGUACUGCAAAGAUCAGAAGCAGCAAGAACAGGUUUCAGUUUGUCAGUGGAACUUUACAUCCAUCUUCCCAGCUGCGUGCCCAGUGGGUUCAAACUAACUGCAGCGUCAGAAAAUCAUGGGUUUAAGUAAUUGCCCAAUUCACUAAAUGUUCACUUACUAGGCAAAUGCAAUCUUUUGAGACCCUGGGGUAUGCUGAGUAUCUUGUUGAUUUUCCUCUAGAGUUUCAAGUUUAGUUCAUUAAAAAUACUGAAAAUAUCAGUGAAAAAGAAAAGAAGAAAAUAAUAGGUUGACAUAACAGCCCUACAGAGGCUGUUUAACAAAUUCUUAUUAUUGUGUGAGGUCAAAUUCCUGUAACUAUCUCUCUAUAUUUAUAUCAACCUUAGUGGUUCUGUUUCUUUAAUUAACCCCUGACUGACUGAUACAUAUGAAGAAGAAUGAGAGUUCCUGGGAGUAAUGAUCGCAUGUUGUUUUAGAACCAUCACCCCAGCUGCAGAGUGAAGAAUAGAUUGGAAGGAAGCUUGCUUCCUAUAACGGGAUCCAGUCAGAAGGGUAUUGGAAAAUCCAGGUAAGAAAUGAUGGUAACCUGAAUAAUACAGGAUAUUUUGACCCAAGAUUCUUCUGCAGUUGAAAAUAGUGUGCUUUUUAAAAUCAGCUUUACUCCAGCAUCAUUUAUAUUCAACAAAAUGCACCCAUUUUAAGUGUAGAGUUAAGUGAGUUUUGAGAAAGGGGUACACACACUUGUGUAACUACUACCUCAAUGAAAACACAGACCAUUUUCAUCACUGCGGAAAUGUCCUGUGCCCUGUUUUGUCAGCCUCCCCAGUGCCAGACAGUCACUGAAGAGCUCUCGUUCACUAUAGAUAAGGUUUGCUGCUUCUGGGAUUUUAUGUAAAUGGAGUCACAGGGAACAUACUCAUUGAUGUCUGGUUUCUUUCAACUCAGUGGUUUUGAGACUUAUCCAUAUCAUUGAGUGUAUCAUAAUCAUUUCCUUUUUAUUGAUGAUUUUAAAAGAUUCUUUUAUGAAUAUAAGUAUUUUGAUUUUUACUUUCCCCCAAUCUGUACUGUUUAUUUUAUAAUAUUUUCCUUUCACUAUUAUUUUUAAGUAUGUAUUGCCUUUGAACAGAAGACAAGAGUUUAAAAAAUUUAUUUGGACUGUGAUAGCUUCUAAAGCAAAAAGAAUCCUAAAAAAAAAUCACAAAUAUAUAAGGGUACAAAUACACAGGGUGCAGCAAAAGUAGGUUUACAGUUGUUCAUAUGGAAAAUACUAUAAUAAAUAAUACAAGAAUAAACUUCUGUAUACUCACAACUGUAAACCUACUUUUGCCCCACACUAUCUAUCUAUAUGGUGUAAUGUUUAUAUGGACAUGUACAUAUGUGUAUGUUUGUAUAUGUAUAUAUUUAUAUAUACACAUGUUAUUGAGAAUACUAAAAGAACUGCUGGAAAUAUGAGAAUGAUUUCCUAGGGACUAGAGCUAAGAGUGUAUGAUAUUUUGGACCCAACUAUCCCCCCAGGAUGGGGUUGUAACUGGGUGGUCAGGCCAGAUUGCUGGGGAGUAGGGAAGGGGAUCUCCGAAUUAGUGGAAGAAGCUGUACUUCCCCAGAGAGACCCCUGAGGGGGUGAGCCAGAAAUUGCCGAGGGCUGCAGAUUAAAGCUGCAACCUGCCAGAGCCUGUGAUUUCCCAGAGAGGGGAGGGGCUGUGGGCCGAGGCUUAUGUCCAAGGCAACAACAGUAAACAGUAUUUGGUCCUAGCAGGCAAGCAACUCUUGUUCCAGUGGAGGAAGUUUGUUCUGAGGCUGUCUGGGACCUAAAAGGUCAAAACACACGUGUAUGGUGGUAGCCAGCAAGCCACAGCAGGGCGCGACACUCCGCACUGCGGUGAGACACAGUGCUCCUACGUGUUGCUGGAGACCUUGCCCCCUCGUGGAGCAUGGCAGCCAGAAAGAAGGGCAAAGACGAACAUGGCUGACGUUGGCCCACAUUGAUUGAAAGGCCAGACACUCCCUUGGUGCGGGGAGUUUGGGACGCUGGCUUUAAAAAUGGAAUGCAUACAGAAUCUGGCCCUCUAGUUCUUUUGGCUUUGCCCUCACCCCACCUGGAGUAGGGCAAGGGAGCACUUGAGGCUUAGUCCUUGCACACUCAGGAGCCAGCUCACAGAGGCAGAGUCCCACUCUGGGAUGUGCCUUGCUGGGCACCAGCUCUUGGGUUACAGCGACCCCAUGCAGCACAGUGCACGAGACCUGGACUUCUUCCAUUCUGUCACCCUGAGAGCAGCAUGUGGAGACAUGGGCCAGGAACAGCACCAGCCGUGGGGACAAGAGCAGCCUAGUGCUCCAGGACCCAGGGGACUGAGCCCCUGUGUGACCAGCUGCAGUGAUCUGGCAGGGGAUCCCAGACCCAGGGAGGGAGAGAAAGCUGCUGUGAGGUGAUGGUGGCGCUCCAACCCACAUGUGCACACCCCAGAAAGAGAGGCCUGAAAGAUGGAGACCGGUUUGUGUAGGAAUCUCAGGCUCCAAAAGGACAGAUAAGGAAUGAUAAGGAACUUCUGGGCGUGGAUUAGGGUUGGAUUUCAGUCUUUCUGGGAACAAGGGAAUUUCUGCACUUUGCAGAAGAGGAAGGCUUGGAGCAGGGAUGCUCCCAGCCCCCUCAAAUUGGGAACCCUGUUAAUAAAAAUCUCUUUCCUUCCCCACACAUCUUCAUGUUAUGCUAAUACACCGUGUCAGGCAGCAAGACCCCAGGCUGCCCCAUUAUAGGCUUACAGUUAAGGAAAAAAGAGAAAAGUUAAUAAAAGUAAUGAAUUAGCUUUUACAUGGAUUCAGGUCCUCUGAGAAGAAGGCAUCAAGAAAGUAUUCUCUGCAAGAAAUUUGUUGGUGGAAAGGCCUGUAGAGGGUAAAGAGUGGGAGAAGGCAGAGGGUGCCUUCAGACCGGAAUAAGAAUCUGAUACUUGUAAGGAGGGGGUGACAGGAAAGAGACAGGGUUGGGGAGAAGGCAGACUGAAGUGCCAUUUUAAGAAAGUUCUUGCCAGGCUCAUGGGGAGUUCUUGAUUUAAAAUCUCUUGUUAAAGGAAUUCCACAGCUCUCAGGAAUGGGCCUCAUUAGUAGCCCUACUGUGGUUGGUCACUGGCCGAGAACUGCCUGGGCACAGUGGGAGACCUGAACUGUGCAUUUUUCAUGGUCAUCUUUAUUAAACCACUUGAGGACACAAGUGAAGGCCCUGAGGGAGCUGAAUCCCAGCCUAGAGGACUUAAUAGAUCAGUGGAUUCCAUCAUAGGGCCUUUGGUGGAGAAGGUUGUUGCUUAUUUUGCAAAUCAUUAUCUUUAUCCGAGUUUUCUCUUGCAAGUAUCUAUAUUAUUGCUGUGAUAUCUGCCCCUAGUGCAUCCAUAUAGCCUCCAAAUGAGUCACGGCCAUGUUAAUGAAACCCCUUCUUGACCACUUAGGGCGCACCGGGAAAGAGGGGGCUUGCAACAUUGUAAGCUCCCAAGGACAUCGACUGUCAAUUGACCAGAAAGCUCCAUCCGAGCAAUUGGUGGCUCCUCACCCCCUCCCUCCUCCUUGGAAUGUAGACUUUGCUCACUGUUCCCACGGUGGGAGCCAUUUUCAAAGAUGCAGACUGGAGAGAGUACUGUGUUGUUGAGACCAUCUGGACUGAAUCCAAGACUGAACCCUGUUGAAGCCUCUAUAUAAACUUUUAAGAUUCUGGAAAGCAGGUGUAGAGAUCUUUUCAUCUUGUGGCCAGUGGAGACAAAUCUCAUAUGUAAGUUCCCUUGCUUGUUAAAACUUCCACCUACCAAUCUAGAGUGGUCUACCUCCUUCUCAGGUUUCUCCUUGCCCUCUGUGUACUGGGGCCAGUGUCAGAUGUCACCCUGGUGCCUCCCAAACUUUAGAGCCAAUACCCAGUGCUCUGUUGUAAUGGAUUCCAUGCCUGCAGGUUAGGUAUUCCAUAAACCUGCAGAGAGUGGCUCUGUGAGCAGGAAAGGCAAACCCACACCUGAUACAGGUAUCUAUACUUAUGAGGAUGUACCACUGGUACUUCUUUUUGAGCUAGAUUGGACUAGAUUCAGAGGCAAUCGUAGCUAGAUUGUACUGAGUAAAGGGAGGCAGCUGUAGCUAGAUCCACCUUGGUUAGUGGGAAUCCACAUCCUUGGGCCCAUAGGUAGUCUCCGUUUCUGCCACUGUCAGUACGUCAUUUAUGCAGUUCUGGGGUGGCCAAUGACCAAGGCUGGAUAAUGUUAGUUGGCAGGGUCAUUUUGUUAGUUGGUUGUUUGGUCUCUCUGCCAUAGUAGAUGUUUUCUGGUCCGUGUAAAUGUGUGAUACAAAGCAUUUACUCCUCAUGAAAUGUCUGUAUGUCCAUCUGCAUGUCUUUACUCCAGAUAUUUUUACCUCUAGCCUUCCAGUCUCAUUUUCCAGACCCCUGAUGAUUGAAGGCCAACCCUUUGACCAGUGCCCAGGAGGAAUCUUUAUGCAUUCUCACUUCUCGGGCUCCCUCUUCUGUACAAAGCAGGUGACCAGAUGCAUUGUGUGCAGCUCUGCCCAUGGCAAAGACUUUCCCUCACCAAUGCCUGUAAAGUCUACUCCUUGUUAAAAGGUAAGCUGAGGCAUAUUAAGAAUUUUAAGAGUUUCUUUGAGCAGUUAUUGUUUUGAAUUGGUCAGCCCCAAGCCACAGGUGGUAAGGAGCACUCCACCGACAGCAGCUCGGGGAGACACUUUCAUGGAGGAAGGUGGAAG
Phyllostomus discolor (pale spear-nosed bat) is the source of this 8625-nucleotide messenger RNA. It is a transcript of the gene OXSM, whose product is annotated as 3-oxoacyl-ACP synthase, mitochondrial. The record is from RefSeq and is a predicted model, not a curated record. Lineage: Eukaryota; Metazoa; Chordata; Mammalia; Chiroptera; Phyllostomidae. Gene Ontology annotation, biological process: fatty acid biosynthetic process. Gene Ontology annotation, molecular function: 3-oxoacyl-[acyl-carrier-protein] synthase activity. The transcript has 3 exons. Bases 243 to 1628 code for a protein of 461 amino acids.